This is a messenger RNA of Procambarus clarkii (red swamp crayfish), 3298 nucleotides long. It is a transcript of the gene meng, whose product is annotated as serine/threonine-protein kinase meng-po. Gene Ontology annotation, molecular function: protein serine/threonine kinase activity; ATP binding; protein tyrosine kinase activity. The record is from RefSeq and is a predicted model, not a curated record. NCBI's taxonomy places the organism in Eukaryota, Metazoa, Arthropoda, Malacostraca, Decapoda, Cambaridae. Gene Ontology annotation, biological process: peptidyl-threonine phosphorylation; peptidyl-serine phosphorylation.
ACGCCCUCCCUCGACCAGGACACGCACCAGACCACCUUCCAGCGCGUGGAUUAUACCUUGUAUAUACACCUUCGGGUCCCCCUCCACAACAGCCCUGGAUUACUUCAUCAAGACGGAUUCCCCAACACCUUCUAUAUCAGAGAUGAGUGGGGGCAGCAAGAGCGCCAGCUUCCACCGCGUCAAGACCUUCGAGCUUCCGAGACUGGAAAUGGACCGACAGUUCUCGGACGUGCGUCUCCUGGCGGAGGGCUGGUACGCCAAGGUCUACUCCGCCAAACACCACGAAACCGACAACCAGGUCGUCCUCAAGUGCGUCCAGAAGGAGACAACGAAGAAGAAGGAUUUCUUUCGCGAGUUCCACUACAACUAUUACCUCAGUCCGCACCCCAAUAUUGUUAAUAGUUUUGACGUGGCGUUUGAUACCAACAGUUCAUUCGUGUUCGCCCAGGAGUUGGCGCCUAAUGGCGACUUGGCGCAGUUUGUGAGGAAAGGUGGAAUCGGGGAGACGCGAGCGAAGCGCGUGGCUGAACAGAUUGCCUUCGCCCUGGAGUUUGUUCACAGUAAGGAUCUAGUUCAUCGUGACAUUCGGCUAGAAAAUAUCUUUGUCUUCGACCGGGAGCUGUCUCGAGUGAAGCUGGGUGACUUUGGAAACACACAGCGUGCAGGAGUCUUGGUGAAAAAAGUCAAUGUGCGAGUCCCCUGGGCCCCGCCCGAAGUGUGUCAAGCGGUCUACAAUGAAGGUUACCAUGUGGAAACCUCCCUGGACGCCUGGCAGCUUGGCAUCCUCAUCUUCGUCUGCCUGACGGGGUCAUAUCCCUGGUACUCGGCCGACAUCACCGACCGCCACUACAACUCGUGGGUGGCCUGGCUCAAGCGCAAGACCACUAAGAUACCGCGUCGUUUCAAAUGCUUCACUCCUCGUCUUCUUCGCCUCCUGAGACGCCUGCUGGAGCCCAAACCUGAGAAGCGUGCGGGUGUGAGAGAGGCUUACAAGUACCUCUCUGACGCCUGGCUCGUGAAGGGCAUGGACCCGCUGGAUAUAGCUUUCGACGAGAGCUCAUCUGAAAUCUUUGUCACCAGCACCAAGCCUCUGUACGAGUGCGCGGAGAAGAAGAAACUGGUCGAGCUCCUGAGAUCUUACGGCAUCCAGACGACCGUCGACAAAAAGGAGACAACCAAACGUAUCUGCGAAUGGCUGCUGACAUCAGCGUCCCCUAUCCAACGAGGGAUGUAACCCAGAGCGGGGAUGACCAUCCUCUCUGUGACAUUAUGUUUCGUGGCUACUGAUCUGUGGCUGUCUUGACCUGAACUAUUGACCCCAAGCUGCUACUCUGUGGCACUGUGACCUGUGCCGUUGACAACGGAUGCUGAUCUGUAGUUCUCUAACCUGGAACCUGGCCCCGGGCUGCAGAACAGACACUUGUUCAAUAUGGUGUGCCUACUUAUUCUUGUGCUAGCCAGUGUACAGGCCCACACUAGAGCAAUGUAGCCGUGAGUCAAAGCACGUCAGUGAUCCAGGCUGGUCAUUUACAACCACGGGGCCCUAGCCUGCGGACUCACAUCUGACUGACUCAGGAUCUUGGCAAACACCCGAUCGUGUGACAUGCAUAGUGUAUAUGUGUGUGUGUGUGUCUUGUUAUAAAAAAAUACGUCUUUUUAUGAAAAAGAUACCAGAGACUCGUCUUGGUAAAGUUUGACUCUAGCGUCAGAUCCAUGUGUGUGUGUGUGUGUGAGUGUGUGAGUGUGUGUAUGUGUGUGUGUGUGUGUGCGCACUGAGGCCGUGAUGGGUGCCUGCGGCUGACGUUACCGUGCCAAAGACGGCGUGUGUUGUGCCCCAAGCCACCACAAUAACGCCAUCUCAACUGUGAUAAACCGCAUACCUGGAAAACCUGUAUUAGUGGAGUGCUCACCUUGUGCAUGAGAUGCGCCUAGGCCAACAAGCCUGUCAACUCAUGUCAAACUCAUGUCAAACUCCCACAUAUCAAACGCAAUGUUAAUUUUGAUAUGAAAUAGACGCUCAGAGAUAUACCCCAUAUUUUUCCAGGUAAUGCAUGCGUGUCCUUUGUAUCAAAGGAAAUAGAUUAUAACAUAGCGUGUAUUUUGCUAGGUACUUAAGUAUCUUGAAAGUACUUUGUGUACAUUAUUUUUCAAGCUUGUUACGGCUGCUAGACUAGUCUUCCAAGAUAGAGAAAAAAGCUUCGUUAGCGACCUGCAGCAAGAAUGUGAGACAUUCCUAGACACUAGAGUACUACCAUGGUACUCAUACACUCACACUGUGAGUCCCUCAGCCAGACCCACUCAUGUACUCAGGAACGCAUCAACAUCCACACAUACGUAAGGGAACUCAUCAACAUACAAAAGCACACAUCUUCCACCUACAUAUGCGUUCAGUCACAUCCAUUCAGCAAUCAUAAACAUCCAUGCCCCAAUUUCCCAUCAAUGCCCAGACCACUUUUCCCUGUGAAUAAAUACUCAUCAAGUCAUAUACUCAUCAUGCAUACUCACCAUAUACACCCACCAAAUUUGUUUAUACAAUGUGAUCUCCAUUGACUCUUCCAUCAGUUGUGAACCUGGUACAGUUUUUCCUUUACCCAACACUGUGUGUUCCUACCUCAUUCUCAAUCUCACUCACACACACACACACACACACACACACACACACACACACACACACACACACACACACACACACACACAAACACACAACGCAAACACACAACACAAACACACAACACAAACACACAUCACAAACACACAACACAAACACACACAGAGGUAUCCAACCACACCAAACAAGCCACCCUGAACAGGACCUGAUCUCAGCAGCUACACCUGGCCACCUACACCUGGCUACACCCAUACACCUAACCCGACGACCAAACGCACACAACCUAACCACAACGUAUUUAACGCUGUCCCAGUGUUUUAAAAACGUUUUGGCGAAAUUUAUGUGACGUAUACCCGCCUGCUCUUAAUUUUGGUCAACAGGGGUAGCUGAAGAAUUCUGAUCUCGACGCAAGAGCUUGUGUGUGUGUGUGUGUGUGUGUGUGUGUGUGUGUGUGUGUGUGUGUGUGUGUGUGUGUGUGUGUGUGUGUGUGUGUGAGUGUUGUGUGUGUGUGUGUGUGUGUGUGUGUGUGUUGUGUGUGUGUGUGUGUGUGCUUAGAGAGAAGUAACCUUGUUUUGAUUUCGUACGUCAAGUUAAUCCCAGCAUCGGGCGACAGUAUUUUUCCCCGUAUAUUUUAUAUAUUCUUAUUUAUUGAUAAAUACAAAAAUAUCGAAAUAAAUAAAAUGAAUAAUA